AGAUGUGAUGUGUGGUCGGUCAUAGGUCGGUCUACUCAGAACCCGCUUAUCGUUAUAUUGAGUUAUUACUUUACGAAUGGAUAAUCAACAAUUUAAGUUCGUCAUUAUUGGUGGCGGUAUAGCAGGAGUAACAUGCACAGAAACACUUUCACAGCUCCUUAACGAUAUUAGUGACUUUGAAGAUCGCGAGUCAAUUUUACUCGUCGCUGGAUCGGCUCUUGUGAAAACGGUCACAAACUUCAAACAAGUAUCUAGAACACUUGAAGAUUUUCAGAUCGAAGAGAAACAACCCGACUGGAUAACACAAACAUGUCCAAAUGUGAAGGUUGCGAGAACCGAAGUUGUCUGCCUCGACUCUGCAAAGCACACAAUCUACACAUCCGACGACAAGUGUUACCGCUAUGAAAGGCUAUGCAUAGCCACGGGUGCAAGCCCAAAACUUAUCGCAGAGAAAUGCCCAUUAGUGCUUGGCAUUCGAGACACCGAGUCAGUCAGCGUAUUUCAAAGCCGCUUGUCUGGCGCUAGAAGGGUCAUGGUUGUCGGCAACGGAGGAAUCGCCUCAGAACUUGUGUACGAAAUAGAGCACUGCGGUGUUAUCUGGGCGAUAAAAGACGACAGCAUCAAUCAUGUUUUCCUAGAUGAGAGUGCAGCAGCAUUCAUGCUCACUCAUGUCCACGAACGUAAGCAGAAUGCGGACUCUGCAACGCCAUCGAAGCGAAGGACGUACACGCUAGAUAAAGCUAGGCAGGCCGCAGUGACACGUACAAGUGGCAGUGCCUUGGGACCCGACUGGCAUUCAGGAUUAGAAGUGACAGGAGCCGAACCAGCCAUCUCUCGUAACGUACACAUCGAAUCGAAUUGUGAAGUGCAAGAGUUGUUAACACCAGAGGGCGUCGGUUCUCGCAACAUCGUGGUUGACCGUUUGCAGGGCGAGGAACCACAAACGCAGUGGCCCGCAUACGUAAAGCUGACAAACGGCAAGUGUUUCGGCUGCGACCUCGUGGUCAGCGCUACGGGCGUGACUCCGAACACGGCUCCGUUCGUCAAGAGCGGUCCGUUCAAGGUCGCCGAAGACGGAGGACUUCUGGUGGACGAACGGAUGCGGACAAACGUCGUCGGCGUCUACGCAGCCGGCGACGUGUGUACUGUAAACUGGCCCCCUGUUAAACACUGGCUGCAGAUGCGCCUUUGGUCGCAGGCCCGACAGAUGGGUCACUAUGCUGCGAAGUGCAUGCUGGCAGACUACCAGGAGGAGGCCAUCGAGAAAGACUUCAGCCUGGAGACCUUCGCGCACAUGACCAAUUUCUUCGGCUUCAAAGUUGUGCUGAUUGGGAGGUUCAACGCUCAGGGUUUGGGAGUGGAAGAGUAUGAGUUAUUAUUGCGCAUCACGCCCGGGAAAGAGUACGUGAAAGUCGUGCUUCAGGACGGUAAAAUGGUAGGCACUGUUCUGAUAGGGGAAACGGAUCUCGAGGAGACGUUCGAAAACCUCAUAAUAAACGAGAUGGACUUGACAGACUACAAGGAGGACCUGUUGGAUGCAAAUGUUGAUAUUGCCGAUUACUUUGACUAGGAUUUGUAAAAAUGCCAGCUGUUUAGCACACUUGAAGUUUUGAAGAUGGUCUCCAUGUACUUCUAAUAUAUCAUGUGAAAUAGUAUUCAAUGAUGUAAUACAUUUGGACUUUUUUU
This is a messenger RNA of Priapulus caudatus, 1686 nucleotides long. Its product is annotated as pyridine nucleotide-disulfide oxidoreductase domain-containing protein 1-like. Lineage: Eukaryota; Metazoa; Priapulida; Priapulimorpha; Priapulimorphida; Priapulidae. The record is from RefSeq and is a predicted model, not a curated record. The coding region runs from base 77 to 1570 and encodes 497 amino acids. Gene Ontology annotation, molecular function: flavin adenine dinucleotide binding; oxidoreductase activity. The transcript has 2 exons.